Hyalella azteca is the source of this 969-nucleotide messenger RNA. RefSeq names its product leucine-rich melanocyte differentiation-associated protein. Bases 33 to 659 code for a protein of 208 amino acids. The transcript has 5 exons. The record is from RefSeq and is a predicted model, not a curated record. Gene Ontology annotation, molecular function: protein binding. Gene Ontology annotation, biological process: melanocyte differentiation. Lineage: Eukaryota; Metazoa; Arthropoda; Malacostraca; Amphipoda; Hyalellidae.
CACGCUGUGAACUUGUUAAUAAAUUUCGAGCGAUGUCAUCGCAUCUCUGCAUCAGCACGUACAAGUCCCCUAGACAUGAUGUCCUCAAGCUCGAGGUUUGUAUAUGCAUCAGCACGUACAAGUCCCCUAGACAUGAUGUCCUCAAGCUCGAGUUAUGUUUCGUGGGACGCGACUGCUCGAUGGUGCCGGCCGUGCUCGGUACCACGUAUGGCUGUCAGGCCCGCAGGCUCGACUUAUCCUUCAACAAAAUCAACUCAUUGUGCGGGCUGGAGAGAUUCCCUUAUCUCGAGGAACUGAUCCUGGACAACAAUUGUCUGGGCGACGACGCACUCUGGCCCUUCAUGCCUUACCUCACCUCACUCUCCAUCAAUAAAAAUUACUUCAGCAACACGGCUCAGCUACUGUGCCAGCUGCAGAAAGCUUGCCCUAAACUGCGCUACCUGAGCAUGCUGAACAACAGCGCUUGUCCUGAUAUCUUCAACGCUGCUACAGAGACUUCCAAUUACGAUCAAUUCGAGGAGACUUAUCAACAGUACAGACUUUUAGUGCUGCAACACCUCCCAAAAUUACGUUUCUUGAACGGACAGCCUGCGAGCAAGAAGAAACCCAGGAGCGCCAAAGACGGCAGCUCUCCCUUCACUGAACCGACCUCCAAGUAGACAAGAUCACUGAACCGACCUCCAAGUAGACAAGAUCACUGAACCGACCUCCGAGUAGACAAGAUCACUGAACCGACCUCCAAGUAGACAAGAUCACUGAACCGACCUCCAAGUAGACAAGAUCACUGAACCGACCUCCAAGUAGACAAGAUCACUGAACCGAGCUCCAAGUAGACAGGAUCACUGAACCGACCUCCAAGUAGACAAAUUCAUUCAAACUUCGAAACGUGGUAAAUUUUUGGAGUCGAGGAAUGCUUGAACUCGCUUUGCGAGUUCAGACUGUUAUUGAGGUCUUAUAGGUCAGCGAUAU